Molecule: messenger RNA, 840 nt
Organism: Glarea lozoyensis ATCC 20868
Lineage: Eukaryota; Fungi; Ascomycota; Leotiomycetes; Helotiales; Helotiaceae
Product: Metalloproteases (zincins), catalytic
Exons: 1
Coding region: 1-840 (279 amino acids)
Molecular function (GO): metallopeptidase activity
Source: RefSeq, a predicted model, not a curated record
AUGCUUAUCCUCGUUUUGUUAAUAUCGAUCUGGUUCGGCUGCGCUGUGGCACAUAAGUCGCCGUACAAGCCCACAAUUAGACCUCGACAAACUCCUCAGCCAGAGGCUCAGAUGUGGGAGUUCGUGAAAGGCGGAUUCUCGAGAAAAUUUGUCGAGUCUAAAUGCACCGAUGAACAGAAAGAAAGGCUUAAAAGCGCUUGGGAAGAUGCGAAGUUAAUUAUAGAAGCACAAACCAACAUCAUUGCCGGCUACGACUAUGACCUCGUGCAUAGAACAUGGAUGGGUGAUGACUGGGACGCGAGGGAUACUCCUGAGAAAGAGGGUUGGGGUAAAAUUAUCGAAGAUAAUUUUGCUCGCAUUGCAGGGCUGUUUAGAGGAGAGUAUGGCAAAAGCGAAGAAUUUUUUUGGAGGUAUACACCAGAGCCGGACGAUGAUCUGUGUGAUGACGGUAAAAUGUACGCCAAUAACUACUAUAAUUUAGACUUCCACCUGUCCGGUAAUCACAUGCAUACAAUAACUUUUUGUCCUCCGUACUGGUCUUUGGAGACGAUUGGAGAACAAAUUGCAAGACACAAAGACGACGAAAUGGGGCAGAUGAACAUGGUCAAUUUCGUGGCCACCACCAGUCACAUAAUGUUACAUGAGAUUUACCACAUCAAACUCGCGACUCAACCACAAACAAUCGAUUACGCAAUAGAAUACCACGAAGCUUUGGAUUUGGCUAGAACCUAUGGAAUGGAAUUUACACAUGUAAACUCAGACUCGUACACUCACGACGCAGUAGCCAUCUAUCUCCAGCAAACUUUCAAAUCUAGUAAGCCGCCUACGCGACUUAUUUGA